Messenger RNA from Astyanax mexicanus (Mexican tetra), 3534 nucleotides. It is a transcript of the gene ext2, whose product is annotated as exostosin glycosyltransferase 2. The coding region runs from base 178 to 2340 and encodes 720 amino acids. NCBI's taxonomy places the organism in Eukaryota, Metazoa, Chordata, Actinopteri, Characiformes, Acestrorhamphidae. The record is from RefSeq and is a predicted model, not a curated record. Gene Ontology annotation, molecular function: glycosyltransferase activity. Gene Ontology annotation, cellular component: membrane. The transcript has 15 exons.
CUCUGUGAGCAGCUGUUAUUUACAUCCCUGUACACUGAAUUCCUAUGGAUUUAAUAUAGAAAACAGCCUUAAAAACACAUUAAACACGCAGACAUUUACUGCAGUAGUAUGAAUUAGGUUUUGUCAGCGUUUGGAGGCGCGGUAGCGGGACUGAGCUCAGGUAAGGGUUUUAGCCUCAUGAUGUGUGCCUCAGUGAAGUACAGCUCUCGGGGUCCGGCUCUGAUUCCCCGUAUGAAGACUAAGCACCGCAUCUACUACAUCACCUUGUUCUCCGUGGUGCUGCUGGGGCUGAUCGCCACCGGGAUGUUCCAGUUCUGGCCGCACUCCAUCGAGUCCUCCACAGAGUGGACUCUGGACCGGCGAAGUGUUCACGACGCUCCACUCGUCAAACUACCGGUGUCCAGUCCCAUCCCGGAGCGGGGAGACCUCAGCUGCCGCAUGCACACCUGCUUCGACGUGUAUCGCUGUGGCUACAAUCCUAAAAACAGAAUUAAGGUGUAUAUCUACCCCCUCCAGCGGUUUGUGGAUGAGGUCGGGGUGCCUAUCAGCAGUACUGGUCUUUCCCGGGAGUAUAAUGACCUGCUGAGUGCCAUCUCAGACAGUGACUUCUACACUGAUGAUGUCACGCGGGCGUGUCUGUUCGUUCCUUCCAUCGACGUGCUGAACCAGAACUCGCUCCGCAUUCGGGAAACGGCUCAAGCUCUCGCCAUGUUACCCAGGUGGGAUAAAGGGAUGAACCACUUACUGUUCAACAUGUUACCAGGAGGACCUCCAGACUACAACACAGCCUUGGAUGUGCCCAGAGACAGAGCUCUGCUAGCUGGGGGAGGCUUCUCCACAUGGACCUAUAGACAGGGCUAUGAUGUCAGCAUCCCCGUCUACAGCCCACUGUCAGCUGAGGUCGACCUUCCUGAAAAACAGCCCGGACCCCGCCGCUUCUUCAUCCUGUCCUCUCAGACAGCCAUCCACCGAGAGUACCGCAUCCAGCUGGAGAGACUGAAAGAGGAGAACGGAGAGGCGCUGCUGCUGCUGGAUAAGUGCAGUAACCUGUCUCAGGGCGUGGCCUCGGCCCGCAAACGCUGCUACAAGGGCCAGGUGUACGACUACCCACAGAUUUUACAGGAGUCGUCGUUCUGUGUCGUGCUGCGCGGGGCUCGACUCGGUCAGGCCACUCUGAGUGAUGUGCUGCAGGCGGGAUGUGUUCCCGUCAUCAUGGCCGACUCCUACAUCCUGCCCUUCUCUGAGGUGCUGGACUGGAAGAGGGCAUCUGUAGUCAUUCCAGAGGAGAAGCUGCCAGAGAUGUACACGAUUUUAAAAAGUAUUCCUCACAGACAAGUGGAGGAGAUGCAGAGACAGGCUCGCUGGUUCUGGGAUGCGUAUUUCCGCUCCAUGAAGGCGAUUGGUUUGACCACUCUGCAGAUCAUCAACGAUCGAAUUUACCCGUACGCUGCCCGCACCUACGAGCAGUGGAACAAUCCUCCAGUCGUGAAAUGGUCGAGUGUGAACAGUCCUCUGUUCCUCCCGCUGAUUCCUCCUCGCUCUCCGGGCUUCACCGCUGUGGUUCUGACCUACGACCGUGUGGAGAGCCUCUUCAGGGUCAUCACAGAGAUCUCCAAAGUGCCCAGCCUCGCCAAGCUGCUGGUGGUGUGGAACAACCAGAACAAGAGCCCACCUGAAGAGUCUCUCUGGCCGAAGGUAGCUGUGCCGCUGAAGGUGGUUCGCACCAAGGAGAACAAACUCAGCAAUCGCUUCUUCCCCUUCGAUGAGAUCGAGACGGAGGCGGUUUUAGCCAUUGAUGACGACAUUAUCAUGCUGACCUCUGAUGAGCUGCAGUUUGGAUAUGAGGUAUGGCGUGAGUUCCCGGAUCGGUUGGUGGGAUACCCUGGUCGUCUCCACUUGUGGGAUCAUGAAAUGGGGAAGUGGAAGUACGAGUCUGAAUGGACUAAUGAAGUGUCUAUGGUGCUGACUGGAGCCGCAUUCUACCAUAAGUAUUUUAAUCAUCUUUACACAUACAAGAUGCCAGGAGACAUUAAAAAUUGGGUCGAUGCUCACAUGAACUGUGAAGACAUCGCCAUGAACUUCCUUGUGGCCAACAUCACUGGAAAAGCUCCAAUAAAGGUGACUCCUCGUAAGAAGUUCAAGUGCCCAGAAUGCACGGCGAUCGACGGCCUGUCCCUAGACCAGACGCACAUGGUGGAGAGGUCUGAGUGUAUAAACAAAUUCGCCUCGGUGUUCGGCACCAUGCCUCUGAAGGUGGUGGAGCAUCGCGCCGACCCGGUGCUGUAUAAAGACGACUUCCCUGAGAAACUCAAGAGUUUCCCAAACAUCGGCAGUCUAUGACAUCACUGCGCCUCUGUCUUCUCAGCCUUUGUUCUGUAAGCCAGGCUGCAGAUGCUCUCGCUCUCACGGACCUCCACGGUUUCUCUCUCUUUCUCUUUCUCUCUCUCUCUCUCUUUCUCUUUCUUUCUCUCUCUCUACCGUAAAAAGACUCUACGAGUGAAGUUACACUCUUUUUACCGAUGUGACGGACGUGAGAAAGUGUCCUGGUUCAGUCCUUUAUGUUCGUGUUCUUUCUUGAAGAUAAGAUGGACCCGUGUCGAGCUGGACAGAGCAGAGACAAUAAAAGACAAUAAAAAGAAGACGUCACUCUAUGUUUUAAAGAUUGCAUCAGUGCUAUGGACCUUCAUGGACAGCCAAUGACCAGUGGUGACCUUUUCUUUCCAUUGACUCCCAUUGAUUCCCAUUGGACGCAAGUAGCUUAUACCACACUACUGUACUGCAUUGAUACAUAACAGUGCUGUAGACAGACUGAGAAAGUGCCAGUCAUCUUUCGCUGUUGUUAUUAGUGAAUACAUACAUUUAAAUAUAUUAAAAGUUGAAUAAAAUUCAAUGUGUUGACCAUGCAAUAAGUAAUUAUUGUGAGCAAUGUAGCAGAGUUUCACUGUUUCAUAAGGAGUAAGGGGUGGGAAUCACACAGGGCAUCUCACUAUACAAAAUCAACAUCACGAUACUGUUAUUUCGCAAUAUCUGAUAUAUCACAAGACAAUUCUUUACCAUUCUUCAAAGCAUCUGUGUAACUGAAGAGGAUAAAAUACUCCAAAAACUCAAAUACCAGAAAUUAUGGAUUUAUUGGUGUCAGCUUCACAGAAUUUAACAGUCUCAGCCUCAGUUUCAAUAAAAAAUAUCGAUAUUUGACGCUACGUAUCAGUAUCGUACAAUAUAUCGCAAUAUCCAUAUAUCGUCCCACCCCUGUUGAUGAGUGGAGAGUGAUUUCAACAGAUCAUUUCAACAGAUAAAAAGCUGUAAAAGACUGUAAAAUAUUCAGCUGCCAGUCAGUUUGGGUUUUCACUUCUUUGUAGUCUUUUGUGGCUGAUGCCAUUUCAGUAUGUGAAAGUGAUGAGGAUAAGUAAGCCUGUCACAAUAAUUACUUCAACUUAUCAAAUUAUUAUACAGUGCCAGUCAAAAGUGUGGACAUAUCUUAAAUUUCAUUAUUUAAACAUUUCUGCAUGAAAGAAAAAACAUUUGGAGUUAUUU